AUGAAGAGCACACCAACAUCACAAGGCGCCGUGCCCGUUCAUCUACCCGUGACCGACCCAACGGAAGGCUUCUUCAUGGAACGGUAUUGCACAAUCAUUGGGCCAUGGUUCGACAUGUUCGACAGCAAAGGCCACUGGUCGCACAUAGUCCCUCACCUUGCCUUGUCGAACAAAUCCUUGUUCCGCUCCAUUGUCGCAAGUUGCGCCAAACAGUACAGCUUAGUGGCCCGGGAGAGCUCGAUUUUCGCAUUGGACUACUACAACCACGCCUUGAAAGAAUUGACACAAGCGCUGGAUGAUCCAGAAGUCAUAGGAUCUGCGGCCGUUUUCGCAUCUUGCCUGCUGACGGGAUACUGUGAAAUGAUCGACUCCAGAAGUCUGGAUUGGCAGACUCAUCUUCGAGGCACUUUCUCGCUCUGCUCCACUCAGGGCUGGCACGGUCUGUCAGGAGGAGUGGCACAAUCGUGCUUCUGGGUCUACUGUCGGAUGGACCUUCUCGCGUCUCUGGCCCGAGCCGAGAAAACCAGCCUUAACCCAAGAUUGUGGCUGCCGGACGGCGCCUCUUUGGCGCCAUCAAGCCAGGAGCAGUCCUGGGACUCGGAUUCGUGGUCCAACCAGGUUGUUCUAUUCCUGGCACAUACUCAUAACCUUCUCUGCGAUGUGCGGAAGUCCUCCUAUGGCACGGCAGACCGGCUACGCCUUCUCGAAACAUGGACUGCAGUUUCAAAUGCUUUGCACAGACACGAAGCCUCUCGGCCCGCCACAUUCCAUCCCGUCGUCCAUUUACCGCCUUCAAGUACCACAAUGCCAUUUGAGAGGAUCGUAUAUGUGUCGGCAACUGCUUGUGCUGCAACACAAAUGCUUCAUCUGGCCUUUUUCCUUCUGAUACUCGCAUUCCCAGAUCAAAACGCGAUGGAGCGACAGGUUCGACUAACGUCGUACGCCGUCGCUCAGCAGGCUCUGACCCUGAGCCAAAGGAUCAUCGGCAACAGCAUCUCAAAUCGAUUGACGAUCGCAUGGGCCAAUGCAGUGCAGCUCCUGUUCACGGCAGGACUGAUUCUCGUAGCCGACAACGAAAGAACAGCACUCGUGGAAGUCUUGAAGGACAUCGGAUCAGCUACAGGCUGGAGCGUGCACGGCCAUAUCGAGUCUCUGAACAAGUGGUGGGCGUCAUCGGAUGACGGGGUCGGUCGAGAAGUUCCUCCUCUAGGGCGGAGGCUCGAUGGGCCGUGGAUGCUCCAACGUGUAGGGGAUAGUCUUCUGAGCCUGUCGGCUGAUAUCUUGGCUUAA
This is a messenger RNA of Exophiala xenobiotica, 1290 nucleotides long. RefSeq lists its product as uncharacterized. NCBI's taxonomy places the organism in Eukaryota, Fungi, Ascomycota, Eurotiomycetes, Chaetothyriales, Herpotrichiellaceae. Gene Ontology annotation, cellular component: nucleus. Gene Ontology annotation, molecular function: transcription cis-regulatory region binding; DNA-binding transcription factor activity. The record is from RefSeq and is a predicted model, not a curated record. The transcript has a single exon. Gene Ontology annotation, biological process: positive regulation of transcription by RNA polymerase II. The coding region runs from base 1 to 1290 and encodes 429 amino acids.